GUAACGCCGGUGACGUCGCGGGACUUCCCGUCAAGGCGAAGUAGCUGUGACUGCAGGCAGCAGGGGAAGCUAACGACGACUCACAAACAUGGCUUUAAACCGCAACCAUUCGCAGAACGGCGGUGUUUUGAUAAACAACGGAGAAAGUGUUUUAAGGGAGUGUAAGAAUGUGGAGCUGUCAUUCAGUGACGUCUCCGGCAAGUCAGAUCUCCUGAAGGGGACCAAGAAGGGCACGAUUUACCUCACACCAUACAGGAUGGUGUUUGUGUCCAGCAAUACCAAGGACUGCAUGGGCUCAGCCAUGUUCCCCUAUUACCUGAUGAAGGGCUGCAGCAUCGAGCAGCCCGUCUUCGCAGCCAACUACAUUAAAGGAACAGUGUCGGCUGAGCCUGGUGGUGGCUGGGAGGGUCAGGCCCACUUCAAGAUGUCAUUCCCCAGCGGUGGAGCCAUCGAGGUGGGACAGCACCUCUUCAAACUGGCCACCAACGCUUCUCGUGCUGCUCCUGCCCAGAAUGGAGCUGCCUCUUACGGCUACCCGUCACCCGGAAUGAUGAACGGCUACGGCCCACCUCCACCUGCUGCCCCCGGCUAUCCCUACCCACCCCCUCCCCAGCAGAACGGAUUCUACCAGGGGCCUCCCCCUGCUGCUGGCAACAUGGGCUACCCCUAUCCAACAGCCGCCGCAGGAAUGUACCCAUCUGGUUUUGACUACAUGGCCCCGCCUCCCCCGUACCCUGGGCCACCCCAGAACUGGGCUGCACCCCCUCAGAACUGGACAGCACCGCCACCACCUCCAGGUAACUCCAAGGCGGCCGAAGCAGCAGGCAACGCUUACUACAACCCCAACAAUCCACACAAUGUCUACAUGCCCAUGGAGCGGCCCCCGCCGUACGCACCUUUUCCAAACUCUCCCGACAAAAAGAACAACUGAGGCUCAGGCGCUGAGCGACACUCCUCUGGCUUCCUCUGUUUCUUCAAUAUAUCCUAAAACAAAGAGUCACGGAUCCCUUCUUGAUUGUAGAAUAUUAGAAAGGAAAGUGCAAGUAAUAGAGGGUAAACUUAAAGGAGGUGAUAUUUUGGCUAGAGCAGCCACAUUGUUUAGAUACUGUUUCCUAAUCACUUUAGGUAAUUUACAAUGAUUGACAACUUGGAAGUCUUGCUUUUCUAAAACUCUCCAUUAUUAUCAUUCUCGGCGAUGCGAUCUGUCAUGUGAGCAGGGGGCGCUGUCCCCGGAGGAGCUGAAGGGAGCGGAGCGGCGAGGAGAAUGUAUUUUUUUAAGACGGAUUUGUUACCAAAACAAUUUUGUAAAGUUUUAUUGACUUGCAGUUCCUGUAGUUAUUAACAAUAGCAGCUUCUACUAUAAACAGUCGAGUGUUUUUGCAGGUGUUUCCUCCGUAGUUUUGCGUUCAGUAGUUGUGUUUUUUUUUUUCCAGACACCGGGUUGAAUAGGGUUCAGUGACAGAAGAUCUGACUGAUUCUCUUUAUACACGACAAGUUAAAGUUUCCCUCAAGUAGCUGCAUCCAUGGUUUGAUCUUACACUCUCUGUUCUGAGGUCAUAAAUCUACAUGAAGCUUGGCUAUCAAAAGGAAUUAUUUGAGAAGUGUGUGUGUGUGGGGGGAGGGAUUUCUUAAAUGUCCAUGUAUGUGCAAUAUUUCAAGCUGACAAUACAAGGUUCUGCGUUGGUUACCUGAGUGACCCCGUGGUCCACUCCGAGCUUCUAUUAUAUUCAUGUAUGCAAAGCCGAGCUGACACCAGAACUCUGCUCUUCCAGUAAUUACACUAGUGUGGGGUUACAGGGCCACGCUGAUUUAUUAAGGGCCCUUCAGUGUGUUGUUUUUUUUUUUUUUCCUGCUGUUGAAACUUCUGAAUGCGAACCAUUUAUUCCUGAUUAGAGCGGGGGCGCGGCGCCGACGGGCCGUGUAAUGGCGCCGCCGCCCCCUCAGCGUGCAUCAGCUAACACCUGUUUGAAGGACUAUUUGCACACAGUCGGACGGAGGGAGGGAGGUUUUGCUUGGUUUAAUCAAAUGUCUGUAUAUUAAUAUUUCUUUUUGCAGUUCUUAUUCCUUUUUUUUCAGAAUCUGUCAAUUAAAAUCUAAUAAAUAUUUCA
Stegastes partitus (bicolor damselfish) is the source of this 2108-nucleotide messenger RNA. RefSeq names its product WBP2 N-terminal like (gene wbp2nl). NCBI's taxonomy places the organism in Eukaryota, Metazoa, Chordata, Actinopteri, Pomacentridae. The transcript is spliced from 8 exons. Gene Ontology annotation, molecular function: chromatin DNA binding; transcription coactivator activity. The coding region runs from base 89 to 931 and encodes 280 amino acids. Gene Ontology annotation, biological process: positive regulation of DNA-templated transcription. The record is from RefSeq and is a predicted model, not a curated record. Gene Ontology annotation, cellular component: nucleus.